CCAGGCCGGCGGGGCAGGGCCGGGCCCGGGGCUGGGCGCUGCAGCCCGCCGAGCCUCCCGCCCGCCGGGGCUGGGGUCGCGCUGGCUCGGACUCUCCUCCCAGCCUGCCGCGACCAUGGAGGACCAGCGGAAGGACGGAGCUUACGGCUCACCUCAGAAGUAUGAUCCCACCUUCAAAGGACCCAUUUAUAACAGGAGCUGCACAGACAUAAUUUGCUGCGUGUUCCUCCUCCUGGCCAUUGUGGGCUACGUGGCUGUAGGCCUCAUAGCCUGGACUCAUGGGGACCCACGAAAAGUGAUCUAUCCCACUGAUAGCCGAGGCGAGUUCUGCGGGCAGAAGGGCACAAAAAAUGCGAACAAACCCUACCUGUUUUAUUUCAACAUUGUGAAGUGUGCCAGCCCACUGGUCCUGCUGGAAUUCCAGUGUCCCACUCCUCAGAUCUGUGUGGAGAAAUGCCCUGACCGUUACCUCACCUACCUGAAUGCUUACAAAUCCCAGAACUUUGAGUAUUACAGGCAGUUCUGCGUUCCUGGCUUCCAGGACAACAAGGGUAUGGCUCAGGUGCUUUCGGAUGGUGAUUGCCCUGCUGUCCUCAUCCCCAGCAAACCCCUGGCUCGGCGGUGCUUCCCAGCCAUCCAUGCUCACAAGGGAGUCCUCAUGGUGGGCAACGAGACAACCUAUGAGGAUGGGCACGGCUCUUUGAAAAACAUCACGGAGCUGGUGGAGGGCGCCAGGAAAGCCAACGGGGUCCUGGAGGCAAGGCAGCUGGCCAUGCGGAUAUUUGAAGAUUACACAGUAUCCUGGUACUGGAUUGUCAUAGGUCUGGUCAUUGCCAUGGUGUUGAGCCUCCUGUUUGUUGUCCUGCUCCGCUUCCUGGCUGGUGUUAUGGUCUGGGUGAUGAUCGUCAUGGUGAUUCUGGUGCUGGGCUAUGGAAUAUUUCACUGCUACAUGGAGUAUGCCCGACUGCGUGGAGAGGCUGGCUCCGACAUCUCCCUGGUAGACCUCGGCUUCCAGACGGAUUUCCGCGUGUACCUGCAGUUACGGCAGACCUGGAUGGCCUUCAUGAUCGUUCUCAGCGUCCUCGAGGUUAUUAUCAUCUUACUGCUCAUCUUUCUACGGAAGAGAAUUCUCAUCGCUAUUGCCCUUAUCAAAGAAGCCAGCAAAGCUGUGGGAUAUGUGAUGUGCUCCAUGCUGUACCCACUGGUCACCUUCUUCCUGCUGUGCCUUUGCAUCGCCUACUGGGCUAGCACUGCUGUCUUCCUGUCCACUUCCAAUGAAGCCGUCUAUAAGAUCUUCAGUGAUGCUCCCUGCUCAGCUAUUGGGAAAACCUGUGAUCCAAAGACCUUCGCCACCUCUAAUGAAUCCCGCCUGUGCCCUACUGCCUACUGCCAGUUCGCUUUCUAUGGCGGUGAGUCGGGCUACCACCGAGCCCUGCUGGGCCUACAGAUCUUCAAUGCCUUCAUGUUCUUCUGGCUGGCCAACUUCGUGCUGGCUCUAGGCCAGGUCACGUUGGCUGGGGCCUUUGCCUCCUACUACUGGGCUCUGCACAAACCUGAGGAUCUGCCUGCCUUCCCGCUCUUCUCUGCCUUUGGCAGGGCCCUCAGGUACCACACAGGCUCCCUGGCCUUUGGUGCCCUUAUUUUGGCCAUAGUGCAGAUCAUCCGAGUGAUGCUGGAGUACUUGGAUCAGCGCCUGAAAGUUGCAGAGAACAGGUUUGCCAAAUUUCUCAUGAUCUGUCUCAAAUGCUGCUUCUGGUGCCUGGAAAAGUUCAUCAGGUUCCUCAACAGGAAUGCCUACAUCAUGAUUGCCAUCUAUGGCACCAACUUCUGCACCUCAGCCAGGAAUGCCUUCUUCCUGCUCAUGAGAAACAUCAUCAGAGUGGCCGUCCUAGACAAAGUUACCGAAUUCCUCUUCCUGUUGGGCAAACUUCUCGUUGUGGGUAGCGUGGGGAUCCUGGCUUUCUUCUUCUUCACCCACCGUAUCAGAAUCAUACAGGACACAGCACCAGCCCUCCAUUAUUACUGGGUCCCUAUACUGACGGUGAUCAUCGGCUCCUAUCUGAUUGCCCAUGGCUUCUUCAGUGUCUACGGCAUGUGUGUGGACACGUUGUUCCUCUGCUUCUUGGAGGAUCUGGAGAGGAAUGAUGGCUCGGUUGAGAGGCCUUACUUCAUGUCUUCCAACCUCAAGAAGCUCUUGAACAAGACCAACAAGAAGCUGGCGGAAUCAUAAAAGCCUAGGUCUCCCCCACCUCUCCAAAGUUUCACACUGGGUGCUGGGUGGCUGGGUUCAAACCCCCAGUCUCUUGGACUACUCCGAAGUCCUGUCACUGCCGUUCCUGCCUUCCCGUCAUCCAGUUACCACCAGUUUCUGGGGACCUGGAAGACCUGGAGCAUCUCCUCCCUGUGCCAAGGGGCAUACAUUUAUUUCACAGUAGCCCUGUAGGACUUCAAAUUGAGUCACUGUACCCUCACCGGCCCAGAUGUGGAGAGAAGCUCACUGAGGCCACUGAUGUCUGCAGGCUCCCGGAAACUUCCUGCUUACAAUGGGAUGGGGUAUUGUGGUGGCCACAGUAAACUCUGACGCCCAGUGCCUGUUUGCUCAUGCUUCUCUGGCCAGGACCGAGGCCCUUCUCCAGGACUGAACAGCUGGCUAACCGGACACCACAGGCAUUUGUUUUUGUUUUUUAACCUGGAUGUGUAUUGAAGAACUUGUUAGUUCUUUUCUGUCUGUCUCAACAGCUGAGAUGGGCAGCUGAGGAUACCAUCUGCUGGAUGUGGCUCAGGUGGGCGUGUGUGUGCUCAGGUUGUGGGUGGGAGGGCCUGUUGGGGAGGACAGCUAGGAACAGACUGGCAGAAGGACCAGAGCAGGAGGAAGGAACCUGCUAAUAAGUGGAGACCUGCUGACUGGCUGGAGGAAUUGGACCCUCUGACGCAGCUCUUUUUGUGAAAGAGAAAAUGGAUCUAUUGAAGCAACAAUUUCAAGGAAGGAGUCGGGAAGAUUCUAUGGGCAAACCAGGGCCACCCAGUCCAGAUUCCUCACCUUGAGGAUUCUUUUUGCCAAAUUUAUUAAAACUCAGGGAAUCUGGUCUCCGGGUUCCCCCUUUGCCAUAUUCCAAGUUCCUCUGACUUCAUGUCUUUGUUCAUCAG
Condylura cristata (star-nosed mole) is the source of this 3147-nucleotide messenger RNA. RefSeq names its product solute carrier family 44 (choline transporter), member 2 (gene SLC44A2). The record is from RefSeq and is a predicted model, not a curated record. Gene Ontology annotation, biological process: transmembrane transport; choline transport. Gene Ontology annotation, molecular function: choline transmembrane transporter activity. Gene Ontology annotation, cellular component: membrane. The coding region runs from base 116 to 2230 and encodes 704 amino acids. The transcript is spliced from 22 exons. NCBI's taxonomy places the organism in Eukaryota, Metazoa, Chordata, Mammalia, Eulipotyphla, Talpidae.